Messenger RNA from Alternaria atra, 483 nucleotides. RefSeq lists its product as uncharacterized. Gene Ontology annotation, cellular component: mitochondrial inner membrane. Gene Ontology annotation, biological process: pyruvate import into mitochondria. The record is from RefSeq and is a predicted model, not a curated record. Gene Ontology annotation, molecular function: pyruvate transmembrane transporter activity. The coding region runs from base 1 to 483 and encodes 160 amino acids. The transcript is spliced from 2 exons. NCBI's taxonomy places the organism in Eukaryota, Fungi, Ascomycota, Dothideomycetes, Pleosporales, Pleosporaceae.
AUGUCGUUCCGCCCGGGCUCCCGCAUCUUCAGCUCUUUCCGACCCUUCUUCCAACGCGCAAAUGCCCGCAGGUAUCAAAACACAGCCGCAGGCUCUGAGGCUUCUGGCUUCCAGAAGUUUUGGAACAGCCCUAUUGGACCCAAGACUGUCCACUUCUGGGCCCCGGUAAUGAAAUGGGGCAUGGUCCUCGCCGGCGCCUCCGACUUCUCUCGCCCCGCCGAAUCCCUCUCCUUCACCCAAAACUUCGCCCUCAUGUGCACAGGAGCCAUCUGGACGCGCUGGUGCUUCGUCAUCCGCCCCAAGAACAUUGCUUUGGCUGGUGUUAACUUCCUUGUCUUCUGCGUCGGUGCUACACAGGUUGGCCGUAUUUACGCCUACAACCAGACUCUGAAGGCCACUGAGGGCCAGGCCAAGGGCGAGAUGCAGGAUUUCAAGCACACAGCUGAGAAGGCGGAACUGAAGGCCGAGAAGGCUUUGAAGUAG